Messenger RNA from Pocillopora verrucosa, 1769 nucleotides. RefSeq lists its product as uncharacterized. Lineage: Eukaryota; Metazoa; Cnidaria; Anthozoa; Scleractinia; Pocilloporidae. The record is from RefSeq and is a predicted model, not a curated record.
CAGGCGACCGUGAAAUAAUUUCACUAGGAGCACACUUCUGUUCUUAGUUCGGCAGCGUUUUUGUCUUGUUUAUUGGGAAAUGAAUAUGCAUAUUAGAUGCUAAAGUGUUUGUCAAAACAGAAAACUAUUCACACUCUUCGCUAGGAGAUCAUCCAACUGUAAGAACCAAUAGAGCUCGAUCUAGUCUCUGUAAUAUUGUGGAAAAUCGUACUUCAGCUCCCACGAGAAAAAAGCUUUCACAAGCCGAAAUUUAGACAGGGUUUUGUCUGGUAAUUAUACGAAAUGCUGAAAAAGUUUUCUGUCGCAAACGCUCCGCCUCGCUUCGAUUUGGGUCAGGUACCAAAUGUUGGAGAGGAGAGUGAUUCCCACGUGUUUUGCCACGGAAAAACAGCAAAACUACACUCGAGAAUUGGAGGUUUUCAAGAUGAAAAACAGGGAACAAGACUGAGGAAGGUGUCCCUGAUGCCACCCAUUCCAUCAGCAAGAAAUUCACCUUCCUUUAGCAAAACGUCAGGUUCUCGAGGUAGUGAUGGAUUGCAAACAUAUUCCGAGAAUGACCUGGAUCAGAACAACGACGACAUGUAUGGACUCAAGGUUUUUGGUGAAACUGGCUAUCUGGCGAUGAAUUCUGGGAAGAAAAGCACGGCUGAGAAACUGAGUGACACUGGAUUCCAGCUUUACACUUCUAACGACUCUAAUAAACUUCCAAAAAUCUUAAAACCCAAGAAAAAAGUCAGCAAGGGCUCGAAAAGGAAAAAGACAAAUGCUAUGAACGAUGGAAGUCAAGGAAGCCAAGGCAGUGAUUUUUAUGCUCAGUUGGGAGGGACAGAGGAUGACAAAGGUAAUUCAAGUGAAUCAGCUGCAGGACAAGAUAGUGGAGAGCUUAUCAACAAAUAUGGACUGGACCUUAAAAGAGAUUUCAAUAUGGAAGUGACAAGGCCAUUUACCUUUUCAUAUUUUCCUGAAAUUCAUAUCAAGAAAAAGAAAAAAGGGGGUGACAAGGAGACUGGGAAGAAAAUACAGCGAAAAAUAUCUAAGGUUAAAACGCCUUCGAGCCUCUCUUGAGCCAGCGAAAUGCACCUGAGAAAUAACUUUUUAGAUUUGCCAAGCCAGCGGUUAUCAAUACUGAGGUUCUGAUUGUAUGAGCAAAGCUCUGCAGCACCGAAAGCGCCACUCCGUUACAACUCAAAAUAGAAUUCCAAUAACUUCGACUCUUACGGGGCUGGUUGCUUUGUUUCGCCUGGAGGGGGUGGGGGUUUGGAGGAUUUUGCUUGUUUCACGAUGAUAAAGCUCUGUAAAAUCCUUAUCCUUAAUCCUUAAUCCCCCCCCACCCCUCAUUGGCAGUCAAUCGGCAGUCAAUUUUCUAAAGUUCCCUUCUUUAAACUCUAUUGCUCCCCCCCCCCGACCUCAGUUCUUCGUGAAACCAUGUGAUCCCAAUUCCUCCACCCUCCCCUCCCCUCCGGGCGACAAACUUUGACUGGUCACCAACGUGGAAAUGAAUUUGUUAUCAGGAUAUACUAGGCACUACCAUCCUCAACUUAUGUUGUCUGUGGCAAUAAUACAAAUUCUUGUAUUCCAUGACCAAAGAGAACUCCUGGGAUGGACGAUAGAAGCCCUGAUUAAAAUAAUAAAUGUCGAGCACUCUUGACCACUUCUAAGAAGUUCAAUUAGACAUUUAAUCUUGUGCCAAGUCAGCGUCUUUAAAAUCAAGCGUAUUUCAUAAAUAAUUCACGAAUGAUUUAAUGCCCAGAAAGGGUAAAUGAGAUGUU